AUGGCACUGGGUACAAAUGCUGACUCCAUCGAGCCAAAGAACGGUUCGCGAGAUAGCUCGGAAUCAGUAACGCAAGACACGAUGCAGAUCGAUGUGGAAACCCGUUCGAAUGCUAACGGAAAGGUAAUUGGCAAAGAUGGUAACGGUGAAAAUGGAACAGCAGUGCUGUCCAGACGAUUUCCUGCUCGAGAAGCUAGAACUAAGGCAUUGAAGUCAUUAGCUGAGCCAUUCAAUUUUGUGAGAAUUGAGUCCCCGUCGCCAUCCAGAGAUAAACCGAGAGGGAAGUCGAAAUCGAGGUCCAAAUCACCUGCUAAAUCUGCCCACGAUGAGCAGGAGGGAAAGGAAGAGGAUUUGAAAUUGAAACCCGUUAGUAUUACAAAACCAGGCACUUUCACUGAGCCUGAGUUGGCUACUCCCUCUCUUGCAUACACUGGGCUACCACUCGAGUCUUUUCCUAACGCAAAGAUAAAAAAAGACUCUUUAUGGAGUUUGAACAGGAAAAAGCAAUUGCAGAUACUAAAAAGAAGAAAACCCAACGGCAACGAUGCGGUUUCCAAUGGUGUUGGUUCCGAGUCCGUUUCUUCGACUGGAGACUCAGAGUCGGAGUUAAAUUCAUCAAAUAUAGACAAUGUGCUGCCCAGCCCUCCACCUGAAGAUAAAUAUGUACCUCUAUUGCGGACAACUCAAUCUGACUCGCUUACUAGUCCGAGUGAUAUACGAGCUCCAAUAAGACCAAGAAGGAAUAAAUCAUCUCUUCAAACCCCAAAGCAACCUAAGAAAAAUACUAGCACUAAUAACCAAAUCUCAUACACUAGAACUUUGCUGGGAGGAGACGCUAGAGAUGAACACAAAAUUAAAAGAAUAAAGGUGAUAUCACCUAAAAAACAACCGAGUACAAAUCUUGCUCCCAAUAACUCAAAUAAUACUAGCAAUGUUACUACAAGUAGGAAGCUGGGGCAAGCAGAGGAUGUACCGCAGGUAGAUUCGGAUGACUCUACUAAGGACAAUGAUGAUUUCUGUACAACAUGUGGUGGACCUGGUGUCUUCAUUUGCUGUGAUACAUGUCCCAAAUCAUUCCAUUUUACUUGCUGCGAACCUCCACUCGAAGAAUGUCCUGAGGAUAAUUGGAAUUGUUUGGAGUGUUUGUCUAAACAAGUCAGGAGUAAAACAAAUGGCAAAGCACCUGCUCCAGUAACAAUAUUUUCUCAAUUACUUAAGCAACAAAGUUACAGAAAUCCAAAAGAAUUUAGGCUACCUCUGAAUAUAAGAAACCAUACUUUCAUUGGGGUUUGCACAGGAGAAAAUGGUGAAUACAAGGAUAGCACUUUAAAGCCUGAGCUCACAGUUAGACAGCGCCAACAGCAAUCGAACCAAAUACAAGGCUACAACUAUAAUCGUGAUCUUGCAAUCGAUAGCCUCUAUGAUAAUAAUGGGAAGCCUUACUUGUGCCAUCGUUGUGGAAUGUCUGGGUCGGACGGUAAGGUGAUUUCCCACUGUGACUAUUGUCCACUUACCUGGCAUAUAGACUGUCUUGAUCCUCCCUUACUUGCUCCAAAGACUUUAGGGAGCAAAUGGAAGUGCCCAAACCAUGUAGAUGACUUGAUGAUGCUUGGGUUGGCUUCCAAAUGUAGACAGCUCAUGUCUCUGCUGGUGAUAGAUGUUUCACUUCAAAAUCAAUUUCUUAAGAUUGCAAAUGCCAAUAACUUUGUAAUCAAGCAAGUUGAUCAACCUUACAUAAAAGAUGAGACUGAUGUCAAAUUGAAACUAUACGUAGAAGAUGAAGCUGAAAAAUUAAAGGUGUCAAUUGAUGAUGCUGACUCGGAAAUUCAUCCAAACUAUGUGGUGCCAGAUUAUUUCCAAAAUUCAGUGGCUACUCCGACUGGCAUAAGUGCAAAUGCAAACCCAAAACUUUCACGGAUUUUAGGAUCAAACUCCACCGGGUUGUUUGUGUACAGAGUUCCUGAAGAACUGAUCUUACUUGAUUUCAUUUGGAAAUCUAAAGAGGAAAGUAAACAGAAUACUAAACGAAGCAUCUUAGACACAAUUGAAGAUUAUGAGGUUAAUAGUCGACUAGAAACAAAUCCAGAUGAAGCAAUGGUCGUUGAUAGUCUAUUCCUGAUAAAGAAUAAAGUCCCCAAUAAUGAACUAAACUUGGAUGAGCUUAUCAAGGUAGCGCUAGCUGAUAAGGUUAAGUUGGAGAGAGAUGAUAGUGAGAAUAACGUCAAAUUUAAAGAUAAUAUAGACCUGGAAGAAUACGAAGAAUUGUUAAAGGUAAAACAGUUGAUGGAAAUAAAAGGCAGAGAUGCGUUAAUGAAGUUCUUACGAGGAUAG
Molecule: messenger RNA, 2331 nt
Organism: Dujonia railenensis
Lineage: Eukaryota; Fungi; Ascomycota; Pichiomycetes; Serinales; Debaryomycetaceae
Source: the annotation of a GenBank genome assembly